Messenger RNA from Pocillopora meandrina, 25450 nucleotides. Lineage: Eukaryota; Metazoa; Cnidaria; Anthozoa; Scleractinia; Pocilloporidae. The record is from the annotation of a GenBank genome assembly.
GUACUCAAACAACCGCAACUUUCAAAAUGAUGGUUGAUUGCGGAGGUUAAGGAUUGCAGAGUUCGACUUGAAAAAAGAGUCAGUGUUUACAUGCAAUGGUAUGAAAGUCUGUUUGUCGUGUAUACCUUCUUAACAGCUCGGAGCCUCGGACAGAGUACUUUUAAACAAGUACAACGUGUAAACUUUGUUCAAAUUAUCGUACAGCAUGCGCUUGACUCGGGAUUUGUGUGAUUCAUGUAUUCAGUUUUCUAUUUUUUCUUUCACAGAGCAAGCAUCCAAAAAGGAUUAUCUUAGUGAAUGGAGAAGAACGUGUUGGUUCGUUAUUGUUAGCAGAACCAUGCAGUUCUUUUGGGUGAGAAUUUAUAGAAAAUGCCUUCAUUUCUCACUUACAUGCACAGUUAGUAAAAAAAAACUUUGUGCACAAAUAAAGUAUUUUUCGAUUAAUUUCAACUUUUCCCUUUUUUUUGCUGAAUCAAUAUCUUAAGAUUUAUAAGAAACCUAUUGACUGUGUUUCUGUUUAUUAUUUUCAUUACUUCUUCUGCAGCCCAAGAACUUUUCAAAAAUCGUCUUGGACAAAGCCACAAAAAAAGGACAAGGAGACAAUCUCCACUGCAACAAAUUCAAAGGCAAGCAGUUGUGAAGAAGCAGUGUCAGUCUUUUCUGCAGAUUAUGGCAAAUGCAUGCCCAAUUUUUUCCAUCCUUACCAAAACAUGUGCACAGCAGAAUUGCCUUUGCACAUAUAGGAUCUCAUUGAGUUCUGCCAUGCUAUGUAGACUGGGUGUCAGUCAUGUACAAGUAAGAGGGUUUCAGUUUCAGAUCCUGUCAAUGGCACACAAAGCCCUUUUUUGUUUUAAGUAUGCCUCAGCCAUUUUCUUUUGCAUUAUUACAAAAGCUUUUAAGUUAUUCUCAAAAUCUUGCAAAAUCUGUGUUGAAGUAGGUUUUUUCUUCUCCAUUAUUUCAAUGAGAUUUUGGGACAUUCCAUGCAGUUGUUCUAUUACAUGAACUCUGCAAUUCUCCACUUUUCACUGUUUAUUGUUUGGUAUGACCAAAAGUCUUGCACAGAUUAAGAACUAUUAGAAAUUAAGUCAGCACUCUGAUUUUGAUUCCCUGAUUUUUUAGCUGGUACUCAGCAGAUUUAAACAUAUUAGAUUUUCUUCCAAAAAAAACUGACUUAAUAACCUUGUUGUGUACAUUUGUUUUCAGAAGCGUAGUGCAUGGAUUGCAAGUUCAUUCAGUGACUUUGAUGAAGGAAAUACUAAGAAAACAAAACAAGCUAACAUCAACCAUCCACUUGUAACAAGUAAAGCUCCAGGCACUUUCUCAGAUAGACCAUCAUGCAGCUCUGAUUCACUUAUUAAUCUUUUUAAGCAGAAUAAGUAAUGUGCAGUGGUGAGAUUAAUAAAGGGGUAGAGAAAACAAGAAAUGAAAAGAACUAUCAUAGCAGCUAUAUAUGGUCUAAAUUUAUUACUAUGAUGAUAUAGAUUACACCUCACUCACAGACUGCAAAAAAUCAGCUGUGCAAUAUUAAUUUUUUUAAUGCACCAUUUAUAACUUUCUGUGGAAAUUCUAACCCAAGUCUUAACCCAUCUUAAGGUGAAAGCAGCCAAGCUGCCCAUCACAAAUUUAGGAAAGAUGAAGAUCUAUGGCUUGAAAAAUAUAAACCAAAAUCAGAGGUAUUGUCUGAAAUUGUUUUAUUCAAUCUGAGUUGCAUAAGGUAUCUUUUUUUACCAAUUUGGUGAAAUUUACUAUGAAAGUGUUGAAUAUUAAUUUAUUUUUUAUUUAGCUUGAACUGGCUGUUCACAAGAAAAAGGUAGCUGAAGUACGUAACUGGUUUUUGGAUCAAUUAUGUACACAGGUUAGUUAAGAGAGGGUGUCUUCCUCUGUAUUUUUAACAGCAAGCCAACUCUAAUUAAUAUUGUAAUAAAGUUCGGAUAUAACAUGUACUGUCAUUAGUUGAAAGAGCAUACUCUAUGAGAGUAUAGAGCAUAGAAUUUAGCUAAAGCUGUCACACCAGGCACAGUAAUUUACAUUACUGUAACAUAAGCAGAGACAAAAAUCCUCAAAGAUAAAAAAAAUGGACAGUCCAAGUUUUAAAGGUUUUCAUGCUCAGUUAGAUUGUGAGUUUACAUGUAUCAAGAAAAGUGGAUCAGCUUAGAUUACAGCAUGCUUUGUUAAAUGAUUAACAAUGACUGCAUAUGGCUACUUUGGAACAAUGGCAGAGACAGCUUCAAAAUACACGCGGGAUUUUUCAAAAUUUCCUAUUAUCACACAAGUGGCAGAUUUAAAACAUUGGCAAAACUGACGACAAGACAAAUCCUCCCCGUAAUAAAAAUCAAACACAGCUAACACUUGUAUUGUAUGUAAAGUUUCGUUUUCAAAAACAAAACAGAAAAAAACAGGUAUGAUGAAAAAUAUAACGUGGCAUAACUGUUAAAAUUCAUACUAAUCAUGACGGUGUCAGAGCAACUGUGAUCAUGCUAAGAUCUAUCGCGGCUAGCUCAUCAUGGUGAUCUCUGGUCAUCACAGUGGAGCAAGCCUCAGGAACUAAAUUGACUACCUUUCAAGUGGAAAAAUAAGAGCUUGCCCUGAUUACCUUUCCAAUGUGGUGAGUGGAAGGCCACAUCAGUCACUGCAGCCAAGUUUUACGGCGCUGUCAUUCCAAGCAAUCUUCAUGUUCUAGUGAUUUGGCUGUUGUUCAUUCAUAAUACACUCAUAAUACACUUGAACAGUUUGUUUUCUACUUGUCCUGUGAAAUAACUUGCGUAUUUUUGUGAGCCAUGAUUGGGCCAAAUUUCACUGAACAUUGCACUUUCAGAUCCUGUACUAGAAACUAAAAACUUCAGGCAAAAGUGUUAAAUUUGACAUGCUGAGCUAUUUUAGUUUGUAAACUAUUGCAGAAUAUGAACUUUGAUAGUUAUUGAACUUUGAUGGUUUGACAUUUUUGACAGCUUUAGUCUUGUACAACCAAUCAGAUUAUUUGAACCAUUCUAACAGGGAUUCUGAUUGGCUUAUUGUAGUGUGCUUUAUGAGAGCAUAGAGCAUGCUGACGGUACUGUUGUUUGCUUUGGAAAUAAGAUUUGUUUUGAAAAUUGAAAAUAAUUCCUGGGGAAUUUAAUAGAUUCUUUAUUAUAAGACAAAUUGAGAAGCCUUGACUGUGCUCUGUUCUGUUGUAAAGCACUUAGGAAGCGGCUAGAGCACUCAAGAAGUAGGGAGAAACACUUGACUAUGUCAUGUGUUUCCCCCUACUCUUCUCUCAUGCUCUAGCUGCUUCCUGCGUGCUUUACAACAGAACAGAGCACAGUCAAGGCUUCUCUAUAUGUUAAGUGAUUAUUGGGAUAUAAUUUUGUGAUAGGUUUGGUAGUCAAUUUAUUUGAAGUCAUGAAUGAUCUUUUAAUCAUGUAGCUAAGAUCUUUAAAAAACAGUCCUCAACUAAUCCAUCCAACUUUUGUUCUUUUAUGGUUGGAUGUUAUGAAUAAGUAGAGGAAUAAAUAAAUACAUAGAAAAAAAAAACUGAAUAAACAUGUCAGUAAACAAUUGAAUAAAUUUGAGUGAGAGGCAUCUUUUUUAUCAUUAUUAAUAUUUUAGACAUAUAGGGACACAGAUAAUUUAUAAAGGCAUAAAAUGUUUCCUUUCCUUGACUUGAGGUUUUUUGUUGCUGAAAAUUAUUUAAAAUGUGAAAGCAUAUUAUGACCUUGUCAUUAAAACUGUUUAAAUUCCUGUCAGGUGGGACAUGGUUCUAUAUUACUCCUGACUGGUCCAACUGGAGCAGGCAAAACAGCAACAGUCAAUGUACUUGCUAGUGAGUUGGGAUUUGAGGUUCAAGAAUGGCUCAAUCCUCUUAGUGAUACAGAAGGUAACUAGAAAUGGUAGAGUUACAGCAGUGAAGUACUUUUACAUGUAACUACCUGAAAAUCCUGGUUGAUAAAUGAAAAUAACCUAAAAGGACUGCUGAAGUAACUGUGUAAGUAAUAUUUUUUUUGGACUCUUCUUAAUUUCAGUUUACCAGUAGUUUUAUCUUGAUUCAGCAAUGUCAUGUCAUGUAUAGUAUAUUAAUGUGUAUUUUGGGUUAAGAUAUUUUUUAAGAUAUAAAUUAAGACAAAAGUUUUUUAACCAGCACCAUUCAUACCCACCCUGUAUAUAAUAUCUCAUCAGAUGAAGGGUAUUUUAACUGGAAAAGCCAUAGUCAAUCCCAGGUGAAACUUUUUCAAGACUUCAUAGUUCGUGCUAGCAAGUACCCCACCUUGUCAAUAUUCGGUGGGAAGGGAGAUAAUUCUGUCAAGAAAAUUGUCCUGGUAGAGGUAAGUAUAUUGUAAAGGUCUUAAAACUUACUUUCAUCAUACUCUCAGAGGCCUGUUUUUGAUAAAAAAAAAAUAUCUUUUAAUUGCAAGAAAAGGUAAAUUGAGGCUUGCAUUACCCUUGAUAUUCUCACACUAUAGGCCCCACUGGAUACCAUCUGCUAAUGAUUUCAGUAGUGGGCUCUCUCAUUGUAGUAUUACAGUAAUUAUGAUUAUUACCAGGUUUAAAAAUAUUCAAUGACAAUUUUACAAUCACUUUAAAGUGUACCUUUAGUUGCAUAAGUGAUAGUAGUUGAAGGAUUGGUGGCUAUCAUUGGAUCUAGUGAUUUAUUUUAGAAUUAUGUAGCAUGUUUUAAAUUUCUUUAUAGCUGUCUGCACUUUUUUUGUAGGACCUUCCAAAUAUAUUUUUCAGAGAGGCUUCAAAGCUUCAAGAGGUUUUGAGGUAAGUGAUGUUGAUUUAGUUUGAAUCCCAAAAAUAUCAAAUUUUGACUAGGAUGAAGUUAUAGUGACAGAAAUAAUUGGUUUUUAGACUACUCUGGAUCAAUCUGAAAAGGUUUCCCUUUAUGCAUCGCAAAUAUAUGAAAGAAGUCAGUGUUGUUUUUCAAAUUUUAGUGGGGAAUGGUGAACUGACAGAUAUAUGUGGGAUUUAAUAUUUUAUCAUGAUCAUGUUUCUAACUGCUCAACAGCACAUAUAAACAGAGAGGGCAAGUUCCUAUAGUAUUUGUCAUCUCUGACAGCCACCAUGGUGAUUCAAAUGUUCACAAAUUACUUCCCAAAGAUGUUCAGGAAAAACUGAAGAUUCAUAACAUCAGGUAAAAGUAUUGUAACUAACUUAAGGUGUUCAACGUUCAUAUAUGUAGACUUGCCUUGUUUCAUACUUAGAUUAUAUUCUACUAAACACUACAUUAAAUUUGUCACUUACAGCUUCAACCCAAUUGCACAGACCAGCUUGGUGAAAGCCUUGAACAGAAUAAUAUCAACUGAAGCUCAACUGGUAAAUAAGACACCUCUCCUAUUUAUCAGUUCAUCCCAAGAUCUUUUUAGUAAUUCUUCUUACUAUCUGCCAUACAGUUCUUUUGAUGUUAGUGUAGAGAAUUUGGCAUUUGAUCAGUUGAUAAUUCCCUUAAUGAUUUUUCCCUUCAUUCUCAACACUUUUCCGCUUGAUAUUAUAGUGCUAUUGUAGGGAGAAAUGCUGUGUUGGUCUCUUAUGGGAGGUUAAGGGUUCAUUUUCCCUCUUCCCCCACUAUAAUCCUUAGUUGAUUCAAAAAGUCUAAAGAUAAAGAAAACCACAAAAAGGUCAAGAGUUGCUAAUUAUUGAAAAGAUCAUUCACUUGGUAAGAUUUCAGUUUCUAAAUUUCUACGUUAUUUAAAUUCCCUUUUUAGCAGAAUAAAACAACAUUUGAGAUUCCAGUUAAAGAUACUGUUCAGCUCUUGGCUCAGAACAGUGGAGGAGACAUUCGCACAGCCAUCAAUGGUCUCCAGUUCUCCUCUUCAAAAGGUGAGAUUGCUGGGAUCAAUGAUGAGAUUUCCAGAGAUUUUCCCUUUUUCCAUUAAGAAUUGUAGUAAUUGCAGUAGAUCAUUUUGAAGUUUUUUAAUUUUCUAAUUACAGAUCACAUUUCCUUUUGCACGGAAAGUGAACAUAAAACAUGAUAAUCUUUAAAUUUUUUCCAAGUUAUAACCUUUGAUCUGAAAUUCAACCGUCACAGAUAAAUCACGCACCACCCAAAAGGGCUCAAAUGUGACAAAGAAAGAUGACAGAAAACCAAACAAGUCAAAAUUAAAGAAAACAAGUAGUUCACUGCCAAACAAGAUGAACACUUCAGAAUCAGUUCAGCCAUCCUCUAAAUGUCUUCUCUAUGGAAAAGAGACAAGAAAUAACCUUGAAUCAGAAGCAGUCACUGCUAUUGGUGGAAGAGACUCAGCUUUGUUCCUCUUCAGAGCUCUAGGGAAAAUACUGUAUUGUAAAAGUGAGUUAUUUAUGUUGCAUUAAAAUUUUCUGCCUGUUGGUAGAUGCAAAGGGGAGUACCUGAAAGGCAGUGCAUAAAAACUGUGAUAUUCAUAAUAAACAUGUUUCAUGUUAUGUUUUAGAAAUGAUAGUAAUUUUGGUUCCUGAAGGUAGUGUGUAAAAAGACUCUAGACAUUGAUUUUUUUUUUUGUAAAGGAGAUCCAACACUUUCUGACUCAGACUUACUUCCAUCUCACCUGUCACAUCAUGCCAGAAACCAGCUGUUGUUCUGUCCAGAGGUAGUAUGAAAAUUAUUUUCAAAUAUAUAUUUUAUGUUGUUGUUGUGUUGGAUUUUCAGAGCUUAUAUUGUUAAUAAGCACUCUAUCCCUUAAAAAACUCAGAACUUAAAAACUAAUUAUAAUAACAGUAAAUCAUAAAGUCCUCAUGAGAAGGGUAAUAUCUUUUUUUAGUAAGGAGGAAUAUAUAAAUACCCUCAGAAUAGAUUUAUGUGCAAGCUUUUUUUUUCAAAAUGUGUAUCACCUAAUAUGAAUAACCCCAAAAGACAAAUGUCAACAAUUAUUUUCGAUACUCUUAUCCAGGGUAAUAAGUGGCCUGUUUCCUUUUUUAUGCAGGAAGUGUUGGAGAAAACACAUCUCUCGAGUGAAUUUUUUAAUCUCUACCUUCAUCAGAAUUAUUUGGAAUUCUCUGCUGAUAUUGAUGAUGUGGUAGGUAAAGCAUGUCCCAAUGAAUAUUUCUAGUACUUAAAUCAUUUACAGUUCUCUUCUUCAAUAACAGUUUAAGUAACAUGUACAGGUAUAGCAUUAUAUACAGUUGUUGCUUAAUACCUCAGAACUCCAUUCAACCCAUUUAAUGUAACAACACAGUGUUUAUAUAAAAAUUUGGGCUUAAAAUUGAUCCAAAUUAUUUGUAAAAGAAGUCAUUUUGAUUUGUAUUGUCCACCUACCAUUGCAACAUACUUUCAUAUAAUUUUGAUCUUUUUUCUGUCUCUGAUUCUUAGGUGAAUAUUAGUGAACAUUUCAGUGAAGCCGACUACAUGACUAAAGAAUGGAUGGUAAAGAUCUCUCAUUUUAUUUUUCAUCUGUUGAUACCCAACAUGAUUGGAAAAAAAUUACUUGAUUACACGAUUCAUGGACCAUAAGAGUAGCUUCCUUCAAGUUGCAGAGGGCCAUUGCAAUUGUUUAUCUGGAUAAUAAACUUUGUUCACAAAGGGGCUGUCGUGUCAAACAAAUGCUAAAAAGUCCUCGUAAUAAUAUCACAGUUUCAGUCCUCCAUGAAGGAGUACAGCUCAUGUCUGGCAGCAAGAGGGUUGAUAUUCAACAGCAGAUCAGCAGGGACAUCAUCAAGUUCUAGUGGGUCAGGGAGAGGAUGGAGACCACUUCAUAAACCACAGUUGUUUGAGGUCAAUAAGAAGGUAAAUUAUUUCAGGAUAAAAGUGGAGGUUCAAAUUGCUUCUUUAUGUGAGUUAACAGGGAAAUAAAAAUAUUGAUGAAAACAUACUAGCAAUAGCAUAGUUAUGCCCCUUCCCCUUCCCCUUUCCAUUAUACAUUUAAUUUAAACUUGUGACAAUACAGUCACUUAAAAAAGUAUGUUGUACAAAAUCCAUUGAAAACUAUAAAAUGUUGCAUACUUUAAACACACCCUCCUCUAAUAUGGGUUUAAAUGACCCUCUCACAGAACUAAGAUUGAGAUGUUUAUUUUUAAUUGGUACUGAUGAUGAUGAUGGUAGUGUGAUACUGAAUUACUUUCAGAUGCGGGAUGGUGUUAACACUGCACAAGAUCUCUUCAGAGGUGAGACUUGUGCUGUCAUCACUAAAUCAUUUUGCUGUGGCCAAAGGGGACUUGUCAACCAACAAGUAGGCGAUAUUGUUAAUGAAGGGGAGGGAAGUAGUAGGGUUAGUAGGGUUGAGAUCUAGAAUCUUGCUUACCCCAAAUAAAGAAGUGUUAUUUUGGUUGACAGCGAUAAUUUUGUUGACUUCCUAAGAUUACCACUGUCCAUCAUUAGUUCUGCAAACAGAGGUCCUUCCGUACUUGGCCAUCACUGAUGUCCCCCUGCGGACACCUGGUUUGUUACAAUAUGAACCUUUUUUUUUAUUUAUCAUUUUUAUGAAUUUGACUAUGUCUUUAUUUAUUAUUCUUCUUCCUCCUCCUUGUGACAAACCUAAAACCUCAUCAGAAUUCUGGGAUGUUUAAGGUUCCAUUCACUCUCAGUUAACUGAAUUGUUAAUCUUUCUUGUGUUUAGGACAAAUUGCCUUCUUGCAAGCUAUCAGCAAUUUCAGAAAAUCUAAGCAUCCAUUCAGGUAAUGUCCAAUAAUGAACUACGUAGAAGCAAGCAGAUAAAUUUUACAGUUUUCAUACUGAUUGUGGUUCAGAUACCAACUUUUCACUUUCAAAAACAAUAUAUUUUUUCGGUUUUUUUAUUUGUAGGGGUGGCACAGAUAUGCUUGAUGAAAAAGACUGUGGUAUGAAUAGUGAUAAUGAUGACGAAGUCCAUGUUAGUUCCCAACCAAAUGGGAAUGGCACCCAGGGAGCUAAUAAGUGCCUGGCCAUGGGUGAAGAGUGUGAUUCGCAAGGAACCUCUGAGAUGCCUCGAGAUGAUGAUGAUGUUAUAGAAGAUUUUGAUAAUGAAGACUUUUAAAGGGUUUAAAAGAGCUUCUGACACCUUCCACUCAUGCAGGGUGGUUCAUCUGAGUGUGAUGCAGUGCCCCCCUUAAGGUUGUCAUCAUUUGUACAAAAGCUAUAGCCAUGAUUAUGGUAGACCCAAUCUUUACAAGGGUUAGUUUGAAGUAAAGUUUAUCUAAUUUCACACAACUUGUGGUCUAAAUGGUGGUAAUAUUAAAUAAACAGAAGUAAGGCCUGGAUCUAAAAGGAGAACAUUGUAAAUUGUGUACAAAAUCAUAAAAACAGAUUAUCUGUAGUUUGUUUUGUCAAAUACAUCCAAGUUUAGAAGCUAUUCAUUGAAAGAUAACAACUGCCAUUUGGUUCAUAGUGCAGCACUGACUUCCUCAACUUGCUGCCAUCAGGCUCAACUUAUAGUGUUUUAUAAUGUCCAAAGGAAGAAAGAGAAGCAUUAAUUUGAAAGUUAUACAGAUGGCAGAAGAAAUUAUUACCUAAUUUAACAAAACAUUUUCCGUUGAGUUAUUAGUUGUAUUAUGUAUUUACAUGAAGAAAAAGUACUUCAUAUAAGAUGAAACUUUAAAAAUAUAUAUAUUAAAAGUGAAUGACGGUUAAUGAUUGGAUUGAAAGGCUCCAAAAUCAAUGAUUAUGGGCUUUUCUGCAUUAUAUGCUCUUGUUUUGAUACUCACAGCUAUGUCAUGGAGUAACAAGCUUGAGAUUUAAACUUUUCACUGUCCAGAAAUUUAUCAGACUCAUUUGUAAAUAAUUGCAAUAAUUAUUGUUGUGUAGGAAUCUGUACAUUUCCUGUCUAAGACAGGUAAACUUUAUCACCAGACUCUAUUUGUUUCAAGCAGUUUUAAAAUCUGCUGUAGUAUCUGUGGUGAAUGUUUCUUGAGGGAAAUCCCCAAAAGAACUGGUUUGCUGGCAUGCUCAGUUAUAAGGGCUCCGAUCUGUUUAGCAUAAACAUGCCAGAUUUCCUGCAAUAUAAUAACAUGUUAAAAAAUAAAUACAAACAUAAAUCAAUGAAUGAAGUGAUAUUAACCUUCUGUCAGUAACAGUCCAUCCUCUCAAAAACCUGUUGUAAUCAUGAAUAAUUUUCCACUCAUUGACAGUAUUUAGAGUGAAUUUCUUCAUACACCUUAAAAGACUACACAUGGUAGACCACUGUAUUUACUAAAGGGGUAAGGGCUAAUGCUAGAAAGUUCAGCUUUUUUACCCUUUACGGUGUCUAAUUUACGUUUUCAACUCAGUUGUUAACACUAAAUUACCCAUUAUAUUUAUUAGCCUAUUAAUUAAUUUAGUGAGCAUGAAAAUGUGACUUUUUUUGCAGUCUUUUCUUGUUCCUUUUUUUCCCUUUUUCCCUUUUCCCUUUUCUUUCUCUCCACAGCCUUCUGUUGUCAUUUAAUUAAAGGAAGGGGGCCAUAACUUUCCCUAAUAAAACACUGAGCACUUGAUUACCUUUGCCUGCUUACGCCUGCUCCGCAGGCUUACAGAAAACCUGCUAAGAUUAUGAAGUCUUAAACAUUUCCCUGUAUGAUAGCUCAGUGAAUUUGGUACUGGUCACCAGUAAAUUUACUGUGUUCUGUAGUUGAUAAUUUCCUAAAUUCUUGCCAUCUAUUUACUUAGCAAUGAGUUCAUAUCCCACAGAGAAGAUGCAUUUGAUCACCUCUGAGACUGAUGGAGUUUACGCAGAACUAGACAACAGUAUAGAACUUGAACAAACCUCAUCACUGCCCAUGAGUAUUCUUGUGUUGAAUGUCUGUGCCUCUCUUUUGGAUGAGCUCUCUGUUGGAGACAUCCUAUUUACAUUAACCUGCAAGGGUGUUCAAUGCACAGAUGAUUUUUGAAGGAACUUAGUUUAUGCAAAUUAACAUACUCAAAGCUUUAAGUUCUCAAUAACAAAAGGAUUACGAGGAGCCUAUAGGGAACCUGAUGCAACUUCACAUCCAAAGAAGCCCAUCAGACCGUUUGAAAUGAUUAACAACACCAGCAAAUAUGUUCGAACAACCUCCUGUCAACCCUUUUAAUAACUCCCAUGGGCAACCAAAACAAAAUUUCACCUGAAAAUAUCAAUACAAAACCUAGCAGACAAGUGAUGAAAAUACAGGAAAACAUCAACUAGGGGUUUAUUAGUUGAUCCAAAACAAAAUUCUCCAACCAUACCUGAUAAAAAUUUAAGCAAGACAAUAAGGAAGAUUACAAAUGAGAUCUUAGGAGUGAAAACGUGUUAUGGAUAAUGUAACAAUACAUAUCAGCCAAAGAUCACAUGAAGCUCAAAAUUGUUUUUGAUACAGUGGUUGAAAUUAUUCUAAUUUACGCUCAGAGAUCUUGGUGUAAAUCAUCACUCAAUCAUCCAAUCAUCCAAUCAUCGAAACAGCUAUCAAAGAAAAAAUGUAACAAAAACUUAGGACACCAACACUCACCAACGUUCCAAUCUUCUCAAACUGUGAAACGAUCAAAAAGAUUCUGUCCUGAUAAGCAGCACAAAACACUUCUGUGUGGGUUCCUUCGAUAAUUGCCGCAGUCUAGAAAGUAAGAUAAUUAUCAAAAAACCACGCUGCAGAGCUUGUGAUUCACGAAAAAGGUACUUUUACCUGACGGGUUUUCACAGCCUGUGCAGCCAUUUUGAAAUCCACUAAAGUAUGGGGAAAAUGUAAGGUUUGAGGAGGAGUGGGAAGCCUAAGAGAUCAAGCGUCACGCUUUCCAGGUUGCUGCGUGACUGCUCACUUGUGUGAGACCUCGAUAGUCGGCAGUCACUUGUAAAAUUUCGCUAAGGAAAUAUCUGUGGCGGAAAACCACUAUGAUUUUCGUGUUACAGGUGAUUUUAAUUCUAAUUAUUGUUGAUAACAAUUGAAAAUAAUUUUUUCCAAGCGAAUUUUUCUGAUGCGACAUGCUCGCUGAUGAUCAAAUGCAAAAUACCUCGAUGUCAUGUGUACGUUAACUGGAAUAUUUGCUGUAUGUUACUGUUGUCUAAAUUGAAAUCAAACUUUUUUAAUAGGUUUGUCUUCGUUCUUAUGAGCUUCAGUGUCAUAUCUCUGUCGCAUGUUACCGUAGAUUUUGAUAAUUAUACUAAGAGGAGUAAUAUCAUCUCGAUUACAUUCGAAUGACAACAAAUAUUGUCUACCUUCGGCCUCGCUGCGGUUGUUGCGUUCCAUUCACUUACGUAACUCAAUUAAUUUCAGUAAUCCCUGCAUUGAACUUGAAGUCGGAACCAAGUUAACGUAUUCUGAAUCAAGAAUAAUUAUUCGUGUGCCCCAGUAACUGAUAAUAAGCCGAUGUUGACGCAAGUACCUUAGCAAAGGCGCCUUUUUAAGUACUAAGUUUCCUAUGUGCGUAGAGGACUCAAAAUUUUUUAAAGGGUGGAUCCUCAGUCUACCGUUAAGUUCUCUCUCUUAACAUUUGAAUUGAAUGAAUUUCAAUUAUAUUAACAGGCAAGUCAAUAAUUUGGAUUCUUUUUUUGCACUGAUCAAAAUGCAUUGGAUUGGAAAACACAAUUUUACAAAGGCACACACUCAACAUUGUAGCUAAGAUAAUGUGUUUUCUUCAUUUAUGUUCCAAAUCUAAGCAACAAGAUUUAACAACCUCUUGUCUCCAGCAUUUAAUCAAUUUCAUUAUUACCUUAUGUCCUUGGGUAGGUUAGUGUACCUGAAAAAAGUAAAGGUAAAAAAAGCAUUGUUUAAAGAAACUGUGAUGUUUGCAAAAACUCUUUCUUUUAAUCAUAUUCAGGUCACAGCUCAGCUGCUGCUUCUCAGUGUCUCAACUGUGUUGGGAUUUUCUAAAGGUCCUCCAUUGAGUACCUGUGAGAGUAAGUUCCCUCACCACAAACAUGCCCCAGCACAACAAGGACUGCCUCCCUAUAACAUCAAUGUGUCCGCACUCUCGUACAGCCUUGGAGACAACCUGACAGUGACCAUCUCAGGAUCACAGCCUUUUACAGGAUUCAUUUUGAAUGCACAGGGGACUGAAAGCUCAAUUCCAUGGCCAGUAGGAACAUUUACUCAAAUUCCAAAUUGUAUGUAUUCUCUAAACUGCUUCUUUUACUUCUUGCGUAUAAUUCGAGACAGUUCAUGGGAACAAGACAUCCAAGAAAGUAACUUUUUCUUUUUUACCAUGAACUUAGGAUGAAAAUAAGGGGUUUCUAAGUUUUCUUCUACCAUGGAAGAUUAUUAAUUGUUUACAACACUGAAACUUGAAUGCCCCAAAAUUCCCAGUACAACCCUUGUAUAGGACUUCCCCCCCCCCAUUGGAGAAUUCUGCUGACACCCCUAGGACAUCAAAUUAGACCCAAGUACUAUCUCCUUAACUAUUCUUGCAAACAAACAAAGAAAGGAAACAGGAGUCCCUGGCUGACAAAGGAUACAACAUUUCUGGCUGAUCUUUGGUGAAAGAAUGGUGGUCAUACCUUUUCUUUUUUUUGGAAGCGUUAGUGGACAAGCAGACAUGUUUUUUUUUCUCUUGCAGAUGCAGCUUAUUUUUACUGUUCUGGAGGUAAUCCAAAGGUAAGGUACUGCAUAUUUAUUUCAAAUUAUUUUAUAGUCAAUAAACGUUAUAGAUGUCUUGUUGUUGGUUUCUUUUUUCUGCUCAUAUUUAGAACACAGUUGGUCAAAACAAUCCUAAGCCAGCUAAGAAUUUGAAUUCACUUCAGUUCACUUGGAUGGCUCCUGAAAAGAGUGCAGGGAACAUCAGCUUCAUGUUAGUAACAUAUAUGUUUGUUUUAAAGGUCAUAAUAUUAAGCUUAAACAUGUUGAAAUGGGGGGGGGGGUGGGGUGGGGAAUUGGGGGUGGUUGUGAAAUGUAAUAUGUCGGUCAAUUUGACGUUUCCACCUCCCUCCACCUGGGAGUUUAUCAAAAACCCACCCUAAGGCCAAAAUUGAGUUCAAAUGUCCUUUCUCAAGUGCCAGAUUUGAUGGUCAAUUAUUUGGUGAAACCUAAAACCUAGACCCUGUAGACCUCCUCCUCCUUUCCUCCUCCAUCUGCUUGUCAAGUGAACUCUUUUUCUUUAAGCACCUCCAUAUUAAAAGAUAAAAUGUGUGUUCCCCUGGAAAGACUUGAUACUUUUGGUUCAAAUUCCCCACCCCACCCAGGCAAGGUUCAAAUUUUCCACCCCACUGUCCAGGCAUGAAGGACAAUCAAAUGUAUGUGGGUUGCCCAAAUGGAAAUGUUGAAGUUUUGAAUUGAUUGUUGCAUUAUUGUAAGCGUUUUGUUACACUAAGCCCCUUGUGCAAGGCACUCCACAGUUUAACUGUGUAGACAGAGUUCCUUCAGGAAAUAUGUUUAAAUAUGAGGUCCCUGCCUUUUGCAGACUUUCACAUGUUAUUUAUUUUCUAUAUAUAGCGCAACCAUCGUUCAGAACUAUUCCACUUUCUGGGAAAAAGUUACUUCACCUGUUGUUCACGGUCCGCCAGUGGAGAAUGUCACUAGAGGGACUUCAACAGAGAGCUUUCAGGUGAGGCUAUCAAAAAAUGGGCCCAGCAAAUGUAUGGUUUUCUAUCAUGAAGCCUUAUUUCCAUGACCCUUUGUUCUGGAACCAUUUUACAUUGUAGAUUGACAAAAAGGGAUGUGGAGAGACCAAAGGGUGUUACUCCUUACCAUCAAACUGCGCUGGAAGUGGAGACUGUACCUAUCUUUUCACUUACAAUGUUUCUGGAAGAAAUGUUAUCAUAGACAUGAGUGCUAAAGAGCGCUGGGUGGCAGUUGCUUUUAAUGAAAAUAAGCUAAUGGUAAGAGGAAACACCAUAGAAAAUUCAGUUUAUUUGCGUGUUUUCAUGAUCUUUUAUGUUCAUACAUUUUCUCAGGCAACAAAUUUUGUCUGUUUUUGUUGUUCUCCUUCUUAAGGAUAAGAUGGACUCCAUAAUGUGCACUACCAUGGCAACUAAUUUGGCAGAAUUUCGUCAUUUCUAUUCUAUUGGUCACAGUGUUGUCCGACAGGACCUGGUGAGGAAUAUCUGGCUAUUUCUUUAUAGCAUGACAGUGUCAUCCUCAUAAUUAGUAGAACAUAUUGGGUGAUAAGAUCUUUCACAAGAUAAUUUCUCUCUCAGACUGGUAACUCUGAUGUCACCUUUGACAAGAUAGUUUAUGAGGAUGGUGGGAUAAAGUGCAGGUUGGUAAAAAAGGCUGCUGACAAGUCUUAGUAACAAACAGAGCAAUUUUCAUUGCUUUGUCUUUCUUUACUUUGCUCUCUGAUUGGUUUAGAAAACUUGUGCCAUCCUCUUAAGCCAUCAAAUGCUCAUGAGAUCCCACUGUUCCUUACCCUUUGACUGAUGAACGUCUUUGGCUGCUGUCAUGGAAAUAUGAUGGAAACAACCUUAGUGUUGAUGCUCAAAAAAGAAAAAAUUGUAAUAAAGGGAUGGAUUCUCAAAGAUUUUUCAAAUGAGUUUUACUUUUUAUUUCUCUUUUCAAGUUAACAAUUUCUCUUCUGUCUCUCUACCUCAGGGUCACUCGUAAACUUACCUCAAAUGCAGUCUACUUUAGAGAUCUAACCAAGAAAUGGUAUCUGCUCUUCUCCUGGGGUAAAACAAGUACGUACCAUCACUCUCACAAUAGAGUUCUCUAUUUGACGUCUAAGCAACCUCUUCAAGGAACUAAUUUUGUGGGAAUGAUUUGAAAAGAAAGGCAAUUGAGGGAAAAACAGAUGAAGGAGGGGGUGCAAAGGAGGGAGAGUGGAGGAAGAAGUCACUCUUUUCCUUGUCACUUCUUCCCAGACCCUCACCACCCACUUUGAGAGUGGUUGUGGACUCUGUUAAUAUCUGUGUCUCCAAUGCUAUCUGGGAUCUACUCUAAAAAUAUUUAUUUAUCUUUCAGGGAAAUGUGCAAUAUACCUUUAUUUACAGUUUCUUAUUAUAUCUUUUUCCAUCCAGAGCAUGUAGAGAAUCAAGUUUUACUUACUGCUUGAAUUAUUAACCAUUUUGUUGCUGUAUGAAAGCAUUGUAGUUUUGGUUGUAUUUGAAAAGCCAGUCGAUACGAAUCAAUAAAAUUAUUGGGAAUGCCAAACCCUACUCACUUAUUAAGACAAUUAAAUUGAUGAAAAAGAAGCUAUUUACCUGUGCGACUUCAUUGCUGAUUCAAGUAUUACUUUCAUAUGUUUGCGCACAGUAUAUCAUUUAAACUAAAGCAUUUGUAUAAGGAUCAAUGUCAGUAACCCAACAACAGUCAACUGAUGACAAGUUAGAGUUAAUGUUGGUUGAGGGAAGGGGUUGAUGCACAGUUGCUAACAUUGAUCCUUGUAUAAUCAGGUUUGUCUGGCAGUGCACAGUAUCACCGUGCCAAUCAAUCUGUCACAGCUGAUAUGGUGGACCUUGGUGUCAAUGCAGUUCUUAAAGAUGAAAAAAGUCAGGCUGAAGCUACAGUAAGAUGUUCAAUCAUUAAGUUAACAUUUGACCCUUUUCUCCUUUCUUUAAUACUUUUUAUCUUUGUUGGAAUAAAGAGGAAAAUUGAAGAACGUAUGUAAAUGACCUAACUCACAAGUAAACCAUGAGUGUCAUUCAUAAAUGUUUUGCUCUCAUGUUCUUGUUACUUAAGAUAACCAAAGAUGGGUGCAGGAAGACAAAGAGCUGCUAUUCUGAGCCUGCAAACUGCAAGUCUAGCAAAGACUGUGAUUAUCUUGUGACCAUGAAACCCACGGGGGACCAGGGAGAGUCAGGCGAAGUGGAAUUUGAGCUUAGCGCUAAGAAACAAUGGGUGGCCAUUGGUUUUAACAAUGAAAAGAACAAGAUGGUGAGAAAAAAAUUAUUGUAGUUAUUGAAAUGUUAAGCUUGUGAUUUAAGGUAACAUUAUUGUUUCUUUUUCUAGCCACAGUGCUUUGUCAGAUUUAUACGUCAUGUUAUGACAUCACAAUAUGUUGGCAAAAUUCAUAUGCUAAGUAUCCAAGGCAGCCAUUGAUUGACUUCUGGGAAUACACAGUGAUUGUGAUUGGCAAAAAAACUCAACUAAUCAGAAGGAAGUAUGACCCCAGUCAUAACUUGAUUAAACAGGUGAUCUGCAGUUCAGGCUGCAUACUACCCAGUGAAGGUUCCUGUUUAAUUUCAACCUUUCCUCUUAUUUACUUUGGUAAUCUCUGUAACCCUUUAACUCCCAUGAGUGACCAAGACAGAACUCCUCCCUACCAUAUCAGUACAAUAUGAAACAGAAAAGUGUUGAGGAUCAAGAAAAAUUUCAAUUAUUAGUUAAUCCAAUAACAAAUUUUCAGAACUAACAUCAUAAGAAUUGUAUGUCAGAGAAUUACUAAAUGAGAUCUUGGGAGUUAAAUGGCUCACUGGUCCUAACCCCCAUGACAAUCACUGCAGAAUAUCAUUCUGUCAUGUGAUGAAAAAGAGCCAUUUCUGUUCUGGUGAUAAUAAUCAAAUUGUUGACAGCACUGUUUGUUAUUUACUUGUUUUCAGGAUGGCACCGAUGCCUUAAUCUGCGCUGAAGUCAAUGAUAAAGUCACUGUAGAACAUUAUAUGGCCGACAAAGGAUAUGGUAGACCUACAAAGACCACCCCUGUAAGUACCUGGCAUCCUCGACUGUCCAGUGGUAUUUUUACCAGGUUACCAGUUUAACAAAUAGAUUCCAAUUUGAACAUCAGUGACAUACUCAGCUGCACCUCAUGUGCCACUUUUGUUCUUACCACAUUUUGACGUCAUCUGUGAUCUAUUACUGAACAGACGCAUGGCAGCUUGGAAUCCAUUUGUUUUAUAUAAUAAAGAAUUAAAAUAUACAGAAAAAAGUUUUAAUGAUGACAUCAUCUAUACAUCUGUCCUCUAAUAGAUCAUAAGUGAGAACCAAUCAGAAUGCGUGCAUAACUGAGUUUACUAUAUAAUUAGAUAUAGCUUGUAUGAAUCACCACAUGAAAUAAUGAGUAUAGAGUUGAAAACGCACUGGUUAACUGAAUUUUAGCGAGUUUUGAUUAAGUGUGUGAUGAUUGACAUAUUUUUGUAUUUCAGACUCCCACUUCUAUUAUUGCAACUCUUGCUGAAUCAAAAGGUGGAGUUGUUGCCUGUCGGUAAGUCUCAUUCCAUCUGCAAGAGUAUCACAAGUGGAUCAAACCUUCAAGUUUCCUUUAACGUUCAUGGACACCAAUUUUUGUCCUUGAGCAUAAAGAGGCACUGAGAAUGUCAAUUAUGGCUCAAAAUGACAACACAAUAAACCAGUCAAGGUUAGAAUCUGGACUUCUUGAUCCUGAGCCAUUGGAGUCUCCUCCCUAAACCGAGACCAGGAAACCUCGAAUCCAGAGUGUCAGGGGUGGGGUAGGGUAGGGUUAUUUUGUCACUUGUGCGCAGUUCCAUUUUCCUCUAACUUUUUAAUGAUAUGAAAACACCGGAGGAAGAAAUACUGCAAGAAAUUGGGUAGAAAUUCCUCCCUUUCUAGAAAUGAGGGAUAAAAUACGGUUGUCAUUAUUCAUAAUAGCUUUAAAAGGAAGAAGAAAGAUGACAAGAUGGUGGAUCUUACAAAGACAUGGCAUCUUGUGUAUGCAAGUGGCCCUAUGAGUAAGUGAUGUUUUUUUAAUGGUAAAUAUGUAUUCAUUAUUUGACAGUGUGAACAGUUUUUGGAUCAAUGUCAGUAUCUGAGCAACUGCGCACCUACUCCUCCCCUAACUCAAGAUAAGGCCUAACUUCUUAUCAGUUGACUGCAGUUCGGUUGGUGGGGGGUAGAUGUGCAGUUUCUCAGAUACUGAUAUUGAUGCUUUUCUUAAUAAACAGGUGGAGACAAGAUAGGCAUACACUCCACUACUCCAAAAACCAGCCCUCUGAAAGUGGACGUCAGUGCAAUCGGAGAGCUUGUUGCAGCAGAGGAGAGCAUUACAUUGGUACAGGUUCAUGGUAAGAGAGCUGAUACUGUGGUCAAAACAAAGUUCAUCCAAAGAAACCAUUUUUGGGAAAAAUUCACAAUAGUCUAAUUAAUCUAAGAGUUAUUUUAAACCUGAUAAAUCUCAAACAAUCGAGAACCAAUUUCAUGGUGCUAUACAUUACAUGCAACAUGUCAAUUAUUUACAAAAGAUAUUUGGAAAAUUCCUAACAUGGUAAAGCAAAAGUCUAAUAUGACUAGCUUGAAUAAUUUGAGAACCAAUGACUUAACUGCAAACUUCAACGUUAUCAGACGGUUCCUACACUAGUGCCUGAUCUUAGAAACUAAUGUCUGAAUCUAGACACAAGUGUCCGAUUUUAGACACUAGUGUCCAAUUUUGGACUUAAGUGUCCAAUUUUGACACAAAUGUCCGAUUUUAGACACUGUUGUCCGAUUUUAGACAAUAGUGUCUGAUUUUAAACAACAGAGUCCAAUUUUAGACACAAGUGUUCAAUUUUAGACACUGGUAUCUGAUGUUAGACACUAGUGUCCGAUUUUAAACACUUGUGUCUGAUUUUAGAUGCUAUUGUCCGAUUUUAGACACUAGUGUCCAAUUUUAGACACUAGUGUCCAAUUUUAUACGUCAGUAUCCCAUUUUAGACACUACCGUCCGAUUUUAAACAAUAGUGUGCAAAAUGAGAAAGUAUUUUCAGUCUUGACUUUCUAUUUCUCACAGGCUGUUUAAUGGUUAUUGCGUGGAUCGGCUUUGCAUCAAUUGGAAUGUUCAUUGCUCGUCACAUGAAGGUGUUUUUUGGCCAGAGGGUUCUGCUUGGUACCAAAAUGUGGUUUACGGUAAGACUUUUAUUCUUUCAAACACAGUUUUAUCAAAAAACUUGUCGAUAAUUUUGUUUACGGGAGGAGCACUGUAUUUCACUUUUUAUUCCAAGUAUCAUGUUGAUUUGUUAGUUGGGGAUAUAACAGCUCGAAGUUAGUUUCUCAUUUGCCUAUGAUAAUGAAAGAUAAACCUACAGAAAGUUUUUACAGGUUCACUGGAAGAGUGAAAUAUUUUGGAUAAAUGUCAGUAUCUAAGCAACUACGCACCUACCCCUCCCCAAACCCAACAUGAGCCUUAACUUGUUAUAAAUCGACUGUCGUUGGGUCAGUGGAAGGUGUAGGUGCGUAGCUGCUCAGAUACUGACAUUGAUCCACAUUUUGAUUGUCAUUUCUCAGCUUCACCGAUUGUUAAUGGUCUUGACAGUUGUGCUUACUAUCCUUGGAGUUAUCCUCAUCUUUGUUCAUGCAGGUCGCUGGACCAAGGUAGGACUAAAUCUUCAUAUCCUGUAUCUUCUCUAUAAUGGUUAGCUGGGGACAUUAGGGAACCCACGCACUUCUCGCAAAGUGAAAUUUCCUUUAAAAAAUAUUGUUAACUGCCUUAAGCAGUCUGGCCACAGUCCUCUAAAAACUGAUGUAAAUGAUAUAUGCGCAUUAGGGCAUAUUCAUAUGGAGAAUCUGCUCUGUAAAUGCACUAUUAUUAUUAUCUCUUUGACCUGCGUGACACCUCAGCCAAUCACAACCAGUUAACCAGUGACAACAUCAAUUUACAUCAUAUCCCGGUGCAAAGCGCAAGUCAAGAGUUUUCUAGAGGUGGAUUGUUGACAGAACAAGAGGCUAGGCUUGUAUUAGGCCUAUCGAUUGGCUACAUGGAUAGAUAGUUCCCAGCCUUCUUUUUUCCUUUAUUAACAGGAAGCUGGUGCUCAUCCAAUCACUGGUAUAUUUGUACUGGUGCUCGCUGUUAUUCAACCAAUUAUGGCAGUAUUCAGACCCCACCCUGGAGAAGAAAAGUAUGUUUGGAGAGUAUUUUUUUCUUUCUUUUCUCUUAUGUAUCUUCAGUGUUCAUGUUCUUUAUUGUUGGUGUUACUUUUCUUUAGACGUUACAUCUUCAACUGGGCCCAUCGUGGUGUGGGGCUGUCUGCACUGAUCCUGGCUGGUAAGGAGUCUUUUGAAUCAAAAUAACUUUAGAAUGAUCACUGGCUCAGCUCUUUAGCUUCUUGAACUGAAAAACUGGUUACUCCUUGUUAUAUUAACGAUACACUGUGACACCAGAUUCCCUUGAUUAAUUUAUAUAGAAAAUGGAAACUAACUCAGUAGAUGGGAGAAUCACAAAGCAGAUCUCAGGAGUUAAAGGAAGAUGAUGCUGUGCGGGAAACGUUUGCGACUUUCUUUUAAACAUCAUACAAAGUCACGCACUUUAGAGAUCACUGAACUGUCAAACAGAUUAGAGGCUGAAAUUAUCUCCAAUUUACACUGAUGGUUUUCAGCAAUUUCUUUUGAUAUUAACCCCUUAUUUUUAUAUAUAUAAUACGUCUUAAACUUUUCUUUGUUAAACUUCACAGUGGUGACUGUGUUCUUUGGUCUUCGCCUUCCUCACUCAAGGCUAGGUGACCCCGCCUUGUACCCCAUGGUCGCCUACUGUGUGGCUUUGAUUCUUGUGGUUGCUUACGACAUUUACGAUACUUUGACGACGUCGCGUGGCGGAGCAUCUUUCAACGUCGGUCCGUUGGGAGGGAAAGAAGGUGAUUACUUGUGUAGUAAGGAAGCUAAGUAUCAAUCAGAACUGCCCGUCAAGAUCAGUCAGUGUCCAGAUUUUAUACACUAUUUUAAGGAAUUAUUUCAAAGUGAGAUUAAAGCGUUCUUUUGGCCAUUUUCGAUUGAUUCUAAUCUCCCUCGUGUGAGCCAGUCACGUGACUCUUGUCGUAUUUUUAUGUCUUUUUGAAUGACAGAUGGCAAUGUUGAAUUGCAGCCCCCUGGCGUUCCGGUAUGAAAAUUCGUUUCAUUAUAUCUUGUCUUGUUGUAUCUUUUGCUAUGCUUAAUUCUGGUCCCGUGGAAGUUUAACGAAUUUAAACGCUUUCAUGCCUCAACCCUUAAACUCCAUGUGUGUUAAAACAGCAUGUCUCCUUACAAUUACAAGUGAUGUUAACAAAGAAAAAUACUUAUUUGGGGAUUAUUUAUUGAUCCAGUAUCAAAUUCUCCAAACAAACACCAUAAGAAUUGUAUGACAUACAGUGAGGAGAACUACUAAUGAGAUUUUGGGAGUGAAAGGUUAAAUUAAGCCAGUGCAUUAUGAUCAGCGAUAUAGGUGACGUAAAAUGCGUUCUUUGUGAACUCCUGCUGAGGGAGAAAUUCUUAAUUUCCUUCUCUUCCAGUUGUCCAAGCUUUGUGUGCAAAUAGGGUAAUACUCUCUGUGGAUGUUUUCUUUCGGUUCUCACCCGUUGCUGCUUUUUUUUCCUUUUUGCAGGCUGGAAAUGAACACAAAUUUCUGUUUGCCUUUACGGUUCUUGUUUCAGUUGGUGUUGUGAUUGCACUUUUGGUGCUGAUUGCAAUCGCUGACAGGGAAUCUCACAAACAUGAUCACGACAGCUAAAUUAAAAGUCAAGGAGUGAGUUUAUAAGGGUGUGCUAUUAUUUUAAUAUGCAGACCAAUCAAUCCCUAAGUUGAAAGUGCAGAGAUUUGUAGAAAGAAUCUAUCUGAAUUUUCUUCCUGAAAUCAUUAAACUGAAAUUUUUCAUUUUCUUCUUGUACAGUCCUUUAAAUCUCAUCCAUUGUUUAUCAUCUGUAUUUCUUUUAUUUAUUCUUUUGUAUUUGAUGUUUGUCCAAAUCUGCAUUCAAUAAAAUUAAAAAGGAAGUUACCUCUAAGGUCUCAGGGUGCAUGACUCCCUCUCCUUCCCUCCCAUUCCUUCUUUGCUGAAAGUGCAAGAUCCCUGUCUCUUUCCCACUACUUGUCUAGAAAAAAGGUGAUAAUUUAUGAUAAUCUUACAUCCUGGUUUAUCCUCAAAUGCCAUUGGGUCGCUAGUGUCAAACUGACCCUGUCCCCACCCCUCCAGAGAAUCCUGCUUAUACCCCUUUUUAGGUGUUCUUCUACUUAAAGUUGUUUUCAUAGUUCCUCUAAAUCACCUCUUUCUCUCUUUGCAGGUUGAUGCAACAAAAUUCCUCAAGCAGAGGAAUGAUCAACCUAUGAACUGAAUUGGUACCAAAACAAUCGUAUAAGAACUAGUUGAUAGUGAACAUUUUUGGUAGCCCAUUUAUCUUUUUAAUAAGGUUACAUCUGUAGACUGUCUCAUUUAUUUUCUGUGAACAUCACUUUUUCAUUAGGAUGUAGCUUUUUUUUUUUUUUUAGGUGAAAUGUUUAUAAGAGCAAACAGUUAUUAACGGAUGAGGUGGUAGAGGUCAUACGUUUAUGAAGAAAUUUAUAGACUAGUAAAAAGUGUUCGGAAGAUUUUCCUCUAGAUAAUAGUAUGCAUAAUGCUGAUAUAUUUGAAUGAUUUAAACUCUAGCAAAUAUUUAGACAUUUUAACGAUGAUUUAUCGUAAAUAAAACAAUCAUAUAUUUGAGAAAGGGUUUCCUAUAGAGGUCUUGGCUCAGUUCAAAGCCCUAUUUGCAAUUGUUUUACACCAUGUUUUUACAAUCUCUCCAAAGAAGCCUCUGGCUGACACACUCUUGCUCAUUGAGAGCUUGACUGUUUCAAGUCAACUAUGUGAUUUAUAAUGGUAAUAAGACCGAGUGGAGUCCAAUUCGGUCUGUAAUCAUACAAGUGAUUAACAAAAUGGGACGACUUGUCAAUCAUGAGAAUUAUAACAGACAGAAUUGGAAGACAAAAAUCAUGUUACCAAUUAAUCAUAACCUUCACAAUUUCCAAAAACAACAAAUACAUUUAGGACAAGUAUCUGUGGUAGAGACAAAGUCUAAGUAAAAAAAUGGUUAUUGUGAUCAAUUCUAUAAUUGGUAGAUUUGGCUGAAAGGACUGAGCAUGAUUCAAAAUUUCAACUGCCUGAUUAUAGCCAACUGUCUGAUUACAUUGUCCAAUUUCAACUGUGCAGAAUGAUUCGUGAAAAAUAAAGCAGCUAAAGCACCAAUCACAUUUGAGUAAAUUGUAAUGGUUAUGAUUAAGGGGAGAACUGAAGGGUGUGAUACCUGGAAACAACUUGAUAUUCACCCUUGCGGUGUAGCUUGGUGAAAUUUCAUGUUAUUAUAGCAACAGUGACGAGACCAGUGCAGUCUGCACCACAUAACUAAUGAUUGAGAAACCCCUCCUUGGUUAAAACAACUUAUAAAAAUUUAGACAACUUCCUGUACAAUCAAAGGAGCAUUACCUCAUGAUGCACAGUAAGUAUUUACAAUUAAAGAAAAACUGUGAAAAUAUCAGUAAAUUCCAACACUCAAGGGAUAAACUUGCAAGAAAGUGGUUAAAAAAAACAUUGGGUAAUGAGAAAAAACCUGUAUACAAAUACAUCCCAGACUAUUUAUGGGCUUGGUAUAACAUAGAGAAAGAAAGCAAUCACCAAAAAAAAAAAAAAAAGAGGAAGAAAAGCUUUAAAAUGAAAUUUAAAAAAACAAAACAAAAAAACAGCAAGCUCCCCGGGACAGGAUCUGCACCUAGUCUGGGAGCGCGGUUUCAUGAUACAAUGCUCAACCCACAGAGCUGCAGGAAAAUUGCCAUGAAAUUGAGAGCAAAUUUAAGUCAAUUUGUAUCGAGUCAACAACGUAAUGUUAGGAUCAAGUGUGCAAACAUUCUGAGGGAAGAAGUGUUUUGAAUCUAAGAUGACAUCAGAACCAAAACUCUGCUAUUUGCCAGUUACAUAAUUUUCAAAUUCAGGGGCACUCUCCUCCUAAAUUUAAAGGUCUGGGAAAAGGGUGAAAUUGAUACUAAGUGGAUAAAAAAACAUUGGCUAAUGUACCUUAAGGAAAAAAAUAAUUUAAAAUUGUGACAAUACACAGUCACUUAAAAAAGUAUGUUGUACAAAAUCCAUUGAAAACUAUGUAAUGUUGCAUACUUUUAACACACCCACCUCUAAUAUGGGUUUAAAUGACCCUCUCACAGAACUAAGAUUGAGAUGGUUAUUUUUAACUGGUACUGAUGAUGAUAGUAGUGUGAUAUUUAAUUAAUUUCAGAUGCAAGAUGGUAUUAACACUACGCAAGAUCUGUUCAGAGGUGAGACUCAUGCUGUCAUCAAUAAAUCAUUUUGCUGUGGCUAAAGGGAACUUGUCAACCAACAAGUAGGUGAUAUUUUUAAUGAAGAGGAGGGGAAAAUACUUAGUAAGGUUGAGAUCUUGAAUCUUGCUUACCCCAAAUUAAGAAGUGUUAUUUUGGUUGACAGUGACAAUUUUGUUGACUUCCUAAGAUUACCACUGUCCAUCAUUAGUUCUGUAAAGAGAGGUCCUUCCGUACUUGGCCCCCACCAAUGUUCCCCUGCAGACACCUGGUUUGUUACAAUACGAACCAUUUUGUUUAUUUAUCAUUUUUAUGAAUUUGACUAUGUCUUUAUUAAUUUUCUUCUUCUUCUUCCUCCUCCUUGUGACAAACCUAAAACCUCAUUAGAAUUCUGGGGUGUUCAAGGUUCCAUUCACUCUCAGUUAACUGAAUUAUCAAUCUUUCUUGUGUUUAGGACAAAUUUCCUUUUCGCAAGCUAUCAGCAAUUCAGAAAACCUAAGCAUCUAUUCAUGUAAUGUCCAAUAAUGUAAAUUUUACAGUUUUCCAUAAUGAUUGUGGUUCAGAUGCCAACUUUUCCAUUUCAAAAACAAUAAAGUUUUUCAGGUUUUUUAUUUGUAGGGGUGGCACAGAUAUGCUUGAUGAAAAAGACUGUGGUAUGAAUAGUGAUAAUGAUGAUGAAAUCCUUGUUAGUUCCCAACCAAAUGGGAAUAGCACCCAGGGAGCUAAUAAGUGCCUGGCCAUGGGUGAAGAGUGUGAUUCACAAGGAACCUCUGAGAUGCCUCGAGAUGAUGAUGAUGUUAUAGAAGAUUUUGAUGAUGAAGACUUUUAA